AUGCCCGCAAACACCCCUGCCACCUGUAGACAGGCUCGGUCGCCCACUGUCGACUCCCAAAGGCUCAAGAAGAGGGAGUCUGACCGCAAGGCCCAGCGCGUCUCGCGCGAGAGGACCAAGAGUCGCAUUGCAUAUCUCGAGGACCUUGUACAGAAGCUGAGUAGCGGAGAUGAUCACGAUAAAACCUUGUCCUUGAUGGCUCAGCUGUCCGAGGUGACGAAGCAGCGUGACUCCCUGGUUCGCUUUCUCGAUUCUACGUCUCUGUCCUUUACUAGGCAUCUCUCCGAAGCUAAAAAGUGGGAGAGUAGCACUGCAUCCCAAGAAAAACCUCAAGAAAAGCAACCAAGCGUGUCGGGUUCCGUCUCCAGGGAAUCUCCGGCAUUGCUACCGGACUUGCUGGAGACACCUCCGGCCGGCAAUGAGCUGAAUCUGUUUUCGCCCGAGUUCACCGGGAUCCUCCCGGGUGAUAUGGCAUUAGAAGGCGGUCAGGCCUGUAUGAAUCUUGGCUCUGCAACGUACAGUGCAUCGCAUAGCCACGCCGCCGAUGAGAAGACUUCGGCAGUGUCAUCGUCCUGCGAUUGCACUUCUUCGGAGACAAGGCGCCUUUCGGACGGAUCGGUAGUCAGCCGUAAUAUAUGGCAGGCGGGCAAUCAGGUCUUAGAAGGACCCCCUGGACACCUAUCAACCUCGAUGCUUAAUUUAGAGUACGAAGCUAGCGAAGAUGUCCCAGUGCGCGUUGUGCUUUAUGGCUGGGACCAUCUGGAGAAAUCGGGGAGGAUGACACCACUUUGGAGGAGAAUUCGGCACCUCGACGAAAUCUGCUUUUCUGCUUGUGGCCAGGUUGAGCGUCUUGCCGUGAUUCACAUGGUUCACCGCUACAUGCGCGCCUACGCUGACCCAACAUCGGCCAAUAUCAGUACCAUUAUACCACGAUGGUAUAUGAAAUCUACGUCAUCACAGGAUAUCUCUGGCCAUCCAGCUGUUGACUACUUUGCCUGGCCGUCUUUUCGGCAGCAAUUCUCGCGAUACCCGCAUCGAUACUGUAGUAACUUGUUCUGGCAUAUGUUUAAAGAGCAUCUUCGUAUCACUUGGCCAUACGAGUUCCGCGAUGUGUAUUCCCUCAACGUAGGGCUGGGCAGGUAUGGCCUUACAUCCUUGUUCAGGGAUACGAUCUCCAAUCUCGGUUGCUGGACCAUGCAUUCCGAUUUCUUUCAUCAUUUUCCUGCACUCAUACAUGACGUGCCCAAGUCUCCGCAAACCAGUUUGCCUGUCACAGUUCAUCCUUGGCCCCUACAGACCAACUCAUUGGGUUACCUUUCUCGAAUCCGAACUCCAUCACAUCACCACAGCAGGUUCACGGAGGGCACGAUCUCUGACCCUUCACAAGGUGGCGAGGAUGAUCAAGGAUGGAGCUACGAUUCUACUGUGGGGGAGUAUAACUGGGAUUUGGAUAACAUCUGAACUCAUAAUUACAAGAUGGUGUUCGACUCAUCCUCCAAAUCAACUGACCCGUGCUUCAAAAACCAUUUCCAACUUGGGGCAGAGAAGUGUGAACCCAUCUGCUAGCCCUUCUUGGAACGCCUCAACUGUUUGGUUGGGUGCAAGGCGGAUAUUAAACUUGGAAGCAAUUUGAGCUAGAACAUGCCGAACCUCAAGAAGCCCAAGCUGCUUCCCAGCACAGGAGUAACGGCCUUGGAAUAACGUUAGGCAAUCGAUCAUCCGGUUAGAUUGCUGUCGGACUUACCAAUUGAGAAAGGGGCAAAUGCUGAAGCAUCCCGGACAAGAUCGGGUUGUGUUGUCCACCGCUCGGGAAUGAAGUCGUUGGGGCGCACAAAGCAUCGUUCGUCUAGUCUGGUCAGCUGUGUCGUUAGGCAUUUUGGGGCACGGCUUACCCCGGUUCAGUGUAUAUGUAGGUGUCUGAAUAAUCGUGUUUCCUGGAAUAAAUGUUCCGUCGAUUUGCAGACCCUGCGGGGGUGUGAUUCUCUGCAGGCCUGAUGGAAUAGCUGGGUACAGCCG
This is a messenger RNA of Fusarium verticillioides 7600, 2016 nucleotides long. RefSeq lists its product as hypothetical. The transcript is spliced from 3 exons. Bases 1 to 1461 code for a protein of 486 amino acids. NCBI's taxonomy places the organism in Eukaryota, Fungi, Ascomycota, Sordariomycetes, Hypocreales, Nectriaceae. The record is from RefSeq and is a predicted model, not a curated record.